CUUCAGGGACUGCGCUUGCGCAGCGCACCACGCGCUUAACAAAAAAAUCAACAGCCAAUCGAAAAACCGUCUCGAAUCCCACCCAGCCAUCAAGGAUCUAGUCGCAAAGCUGUCUCGGGUGCUAUUUGAGUCUCAAGAACACAGCGACCCAGACGUCGUCAGAGACGCCCUACUGGCUUACAUGUGCCACGACGCGCCGCUGCCCUGCUCGGAGAAGACCAAGAAACCGAAACCCAGAGUGCACAAACACCAAAGGAGAUUCAGAGGCGAUAGCGUCGCCCUAAGAAGCCUUCUCGACGUCGACAUUGAUACCUUGAACAUGGAACUCGACUACAUCAACAACCAGCUCGAUUUCAACAACGAAAUUGGACGAAAAGCGAGAGAUAUCAUCGGAAAAUACUACGACAGCAAAGACAAGAAGGCGCCUUUAGACUUCGACGCUCAGAUGGAAAGAGAAAAGCUGCUAUAUUACCAGCAAAGGUACAUGGAUAACGCCGAUACGUACGACGACGUUGUGAUCGUCAAGAAAAACUUGGACGCGGAUUUCAAUUUCCCGAACGAUGCACGAAUGGAUACGGACUUCGACGAAGAUUACAAGGAACCGACCCCAGAAAAUACUGAGGACUUUUGCAUAGGAAAGGAACACGUUAUGUCGCUAUUUGCGUACUUAGAAUGGAGUUACAGACAAGAGAUUAAAAACAUGCACAAUAGGAGACGAGGUUUGCUGGUCGCGUACGGUUUGAUACACAACAUAGUGCAGAAUAUGAUACGGAUGAUCUCUGAAAACAAGCCGAAGUUUGUGAUAUAUUCUGGCCACGAUAAGACGUUGCAGGCUUUGAUUUUAGCUUUGGGGCUGAACAAUUACCAGCAUUACAAUAUCCAGUAUGCUUCGAGGAUGAUAUUCGAGGUGUACAGAAAGAAGGAUUUGAGGGAUGAGUUUAAGUUUACGAAACGGAAAGCGGUGGCUCAAGACUUUUUCUUCCGAGUUGUGUAUAAUGGUGAGGAUGUGACUGGGAAGUUGAGUUUUUGUAAGUCCCGGCAGAAUGUCGUCAUGAAGGUGGUUGACCCGGCGGAUGAUAUGAAGACGUACAACACUUACUUGUGUCCAAUAGAGAGUAUAGUUCGGUUCAUUCACGACGAUUACUUCGCGGUCUUUAAUGUGAGCAACUUUAAGGACGCGUGUGCGACUUACGGUAAUGGUAAGCACGCUUUAUAAUAUUGUGAU
Ostrinia nubilalis (European corn borer) is the source of this 1225-nucleotide messenger RNA. RefSeq lists its product as uncharacterized. The coding region runs from base 182 to 1216 and encodes 344 amino acids. Gene Ontology annotation, molecular function: phosphatase activity. Gene Ontology annotation, cellular component: Golgi apparatus. The record is from RefSeq and is a predicted model, not a curated record. The transcript has 2 exons. Gene Ontology annotation, biological process: chondroitin sulfate proteoglycan biosynthetic process; dephosphorylation; glycosaminoglycan biosynthetic process. Lineage: Eukaryota; Metazoa; Arthropoda; Insecta; Lepidoptera; Crambidae.